AUGUUCUGGCUGCGAAGCGACAAAGCCUACAGUAUCUUCAUGAAGCCGGCUUGCGAUAUGGAUCUCCGUUAUUACCUGGAACACUGCAUAAGUCAGGGUUAUCCUCAAGUCGUCCUGAUGCAAAUGCUGCCGUGGCCUGGCUGCUUGAUGCACGCGCCAGCCUUUGCACACCGGCUAAAUAUCAAACACAAAGACAUCAAGCCUUCAAACAUCUUGGUCAAGGAGAGCCAUAUCUAUUUGGCUGAUUUCGGCAUUCGCAAAAGACGACGUUCCAGACGAUCUUGA
Messenger RNA from Fonsecaea pedrosoi CBS 271.37, 285 nucleotides. RefSeq lists its product as uncharacterized. Lineage: Eukaryota; Fungi; Ascomycota; Eurotiomycetes; Chaetothyriales; Herpotrichiellaceae. The record is from RefSeq and is a predicted model, not a curated record. Gene Ontology annotation, molecular function: ATP binding; protein kinase activity. The coding region runs from base 1 to 285 and encodes 94 amino acids. Gene Ontology annotation, biological process: protein phosphorylation. The transcript has a single exon.